GCCUCCUCAUGCCAUUUCUGCAGCGUGCGGUGAAGGCGCCUUUUAGACAGCCGUGGGAGUGACAUGCGUGGACGGUGUCUUUGCUGGUUGUAGUGGAAAGAGUGGAUCAUGGCCACGGAGGGGAAGGUCAUCAAAUGCAAAGCAGCUGUAGCCUGGGAAGCAGGGAAACCUCUCUCCAUUGAAGAGGUGGAGGUGGCACCUCCGAAAGCACAUGAAGUCCGCAUUAAGAUUGUGGCUACAGCUGUGUGUCAUACGGAUGCAUACACUCUGAGUGGAGCAGACCCUGAAGGCUGCUUUCCUGUGAUCCUGGGUCAUGAAGGAGCUGGGAUUGUGGAAAGUGUAGGAGAAGGUGUUACCAGAGUCAAAGCAGGAGACAAAGUUAUUCCUUUGUAUAUCCCACAAUGUGGAGAAUGCAAGUUUUGCGUGAAUCCCAAAACUAACCUCUGCCAGAAGAUAAGAGUUACUCAAGGCCAGGGACUGAUGCCUGAUGGUACCAGUAGGUUUACCUGUAAAGGAAAGCCAGUUUUCCACUUCAUGGGCACAAGUACCUUCUCCGAAUACACUGUUGUAGCUGAAAUCUCUGUCGCUAAAAUAGAAGACUCGGCUCCGCUGGACAAAGUCUGUCUGCUUGGCUGUGGUGUCUCCACUGGAUACGGGGCAGCUAUCAACACCGCCAAGGUUGAGUCCGGCUCCACGUGUGCGGUGUUUGGCUUGGGAGGAGUUGGCCUUGCGGUCAUCAUGGGCUGUAAAGUCGCUGGAGCCACUCGAGUCAUUGGGGUUGACCUCAAUAAAGACAAGUUUGGGAAGGCAAUAGAGUUUGGGGCAACUGAGUGUAUUAACCCUCAGGACUACAACAAGCCCAUUCAGGAAGUUCUGAUUGAAAUGACAGACGGUGGCGUGGACUAUUCCUUUGAGUGCAUCGGCAAUGUUGGCGUUAUGAGAGCUGCUUUGGAAGCAUGUCACAAAGGCUGGGGGACAAGUGUUGUGGUCGGAGUAGCUGCAUCUGGCCAGGAAAUCUCAACUCGUCCAUUUCAACUUGUUACUGGGCGGACUUGGAAAGGAACAGCAUUUGGAGGUUGGAAAAGCGUGGAAAGCGUGCCAAAACUGGUCUCUGAAUACAUUGCUAAAAAAAUAAAGGUUGAUGAAUUCAUUACUCACGUCCUACCCUUCAGCUCUAUUAAUGAAGCCUUUGAGCUAAUGCAUACUGGCAAGAGUAUUCGAACAGUUUUAAACUAUUAAAAACGUUUGUGCAAGAGCCUUGUUCUCGGUAGACAGCGGUAUGCACUCUCCAAGACAUCUGCACCGGUGUACACACAUUGAAUACGACCUGCGUAAAAUCUUUAAGCCCGGGAAAACUCAACUGAAGUAAUUUCUGUAUUUCCACCAGUUUAGUAGGUUCAUUUCUAAUUAAACAAAUCAAACACA
Molecule: messenger RNA, 1425 nt
Organism: Spea bombifrons (plains spadefoot toad)
Lineage: Eukaryota; Metazoa; Chordata; Amphibia; Anura; Pelobatidae
Product: alcohol dehydrogenase class-3
Exons: 9
Coding region: 109-1239 (376 amino acids)
Biological process (GO): formaldehyde catabolic process
Cellular component (GO): cytosol
Molecular function (GO): zinc ion binding; S-(hydroxymethyl)glutathione dehydrogenase [NAD(P)+] activity
Source: RefSeq, a predicted model, not a curated record